AAAACAGAUCCACUAAAACGGCAUUCAGUGUCGAAAACGCCUUAAAUGUGUCUCACAUUAGGAUAUCAUUCAUAAGUCAAGCCAUUAGUCGCCGACAUUUGCGAUCAGUUUGUCUCUUAAUGUUUGUCCCCUUUUGACGGAUUCACAGCACGAUUCCAGUCAUUGAGUGUCCCUUCAGUGGGUUUGUGGCGAUCAACAGUUGGUUCAACGACUAUAUCAACUGUCAUUUGUGUGCUUCAUUACAGUCUUACAUUUCAUUGUGAUUAUCAGUGGUGAUCGUGGGAUCAAUUGUUGGUAAAGAUGCCGAAAGCCGUGAACGUAAGGGUGACCACAAUGGACGCGGAACUGGAGUUCGCGAUCCAACCCAACACUACUGGCAAACAACUGUUUGAUCAGGUGGUGAAGACGAUUGGCGUUCAAUUCAAUGGCGACGGCGAUGGCGACAGUGCUAUAGACGUCCCGCGACCUGAAGAGGAACGAGAGACCGAAGUGUCGAAGAAGAAGGACCUUCAGGAACAGCUGAAGCUCUUACAACAAGACUUAGCGCUAUCUAAAGACGACUCGAAAGUAACCAAAAACGAUGUCUUACAUGAAGAGAAUGUCCGACAGGGAAGAGACAAAUACAAGACAUUACGAGACAUAAGAAAAGGCAAUACUAAGCGACGUGUGGAUCAGUUCGAGAACAUGUAAACACUGUUAAGAGACAGUAAUUUAAGUGAAAUUAUUUUAUACACAGAAAAGACACAAAACAUGCAAAAAAUUGUUUUUUCAAGAAUUGAUAGUUUAGGGAAAGAAACGAAAGCAUAAAAUUUGUAACAAGUUUUCGACUUAUCAUCAAAUGUUUGGUUUUGUUUUCCGAAACCAUUUCUAUUUUUCCAUAAUAUUAGAACAAAACACAAGAAAAUUAAUGUAUUUUUAUUCUAUUAAACAAACAUUUUAAAAAUGAAACUUUUGUGUCGAUAAGGAUUUGAAUUCAAAGGGUUUGCGACGGCAAACAGUUUUGAAUAUCUAUUCAUCGAUUCACUCAUUCCUUCAAUUGUUAUCAAUAUAUCUCUGAUUUGAUUAUAUUAUAUAUGUUUUUCGGAUAAUACAUGAGAAUAUUUUUUAAGAAUUAUUUUAUAGAAUAAUAUGUAUUGUCAUCCCCGAAGAUAUCAUUCAAUUAGUAUUUAUAUACUAUUUCUAUAUUACUACUACUGUACUACUGGUAUAUUUACAAAAUUAAAGGCAUUUGUUUUUAGAUAUUUUACU
This is a messenger RNA of Oppiella nova, 1248 nucleotides long. The record is from the annotation of a GenBank genome assembly. Lineage: Eukaryota; Metazoa; Arthropoda; Arachnida; Sarcoptiformes; Oppiidae.